This is a messenger RNA of Neoarthrinium moseri, 1302 nucleotides long. RefSeq lists its product as uncharacterized. The coding region runs from base 1 to 1302 and encodes 433 amino acids. The transcript is spliced from 3 exons. NCBI's taxonomy places the organism in Eukaryota, Fungi, Ascomycota, Sordariomycetes, Amphisphaeriales, Apiosporaceae. The record is from RefSeq and is a predicted model, not a curated record.
AUGAGACCGUCAUCACUCGGGUGGGCCCUUGCGUCCUUCACAACGCUCAAGGCAGUCGCCGCAGCGUCGACCAGCAUGCCCGACUGUGCGCUAGAAUGCCUCGCCGAGUACUUGCCAUCGUCAGCCUGCCACGUCGCGACCAACAUCACUUGUAUCUGCAGCGACGCCGAGCUUACGAAGCAGAUGUCAACAUGCGUUUCUGCGGGAUGCUCUGUCCGGGAUGGCCUGUUGACGGAGAGAUUCAAUGCUGAAACGUGCGAUUGGCCCGUAACAAACGACUCGCUCGGCUUGAAAGUCAUCACACCGCUGUUUGGCGUACUCGCGGUUAUCGUCUUCUGCCUGCGCGUGUGGGCGCGCUGGCUGACGGGCCUGAUGGUCGCAUGGGGAGCUGAUGACUGGGUUAUGCUGGCCACUGUCAUCACAUCGAUCCCGCUGACGAUCGUAUCGUACCUGUUUGCCUCCCGUGGCCUGGGCCAGGACUUGUGGAUGGUGCCAUUCGAAAACAUUACAUUUGUGCUCGAAAUGUACUACUACUCCGAAAUCCUCUACCUCGUCGUCGUCUUCCUCACCAAGAUCUCCAUCUGCUGUUUUUACUUGCGUGUUUUUCCCAAACGCGCAUUACGGAUACGCAUCUUCAGCGUCAUCGGAGUGACUUUGGCUGCAGCGUGCGCCUUCAUCUUCGUCACUAUCUUCCAGUGUACGCCCAUUCCUGGCGCAUGGCUGCGGUGGGAUGGUACCUACGAGGCUGAGUGCCGUGAUGUCAUGAUCCAAGCUCUGUGGGGUGCCAUUGUCUCCAUCGUGCUUGAUGUCGCUACCAUCAUGCUGCCUAUGAAGGAGGUGUGGGGGCUGAACUUGUCGAUCCGCCGCAAGGUCGGCGUGGUGCUCAUGUUCGCGGUGGGAAUGUUCGUCGUCGUCGUCCAGAUACUCCGCAUUGUAUUCCUGCUGAAGUUUAGCGCGACAUCCAACUUCACGCGCGACUACACGUCGGCGAGCGUGUGGUCCAACGUUGAGGCGUAUGUCGGCAUCAUAUGCGCGUGCUUCCCGCACAUCCGCACACUCCUCACACACCUUGCCCCGCGCAUCUUUGCCACCACCAAAGGCGGAAAGUCGAGUACUUCGGGCGUAUACCCCGGGUCCAAGGGUCGCAGUCAGUUCUCACAGCGUCCUGUCCACGGCGACGAGACCGACUUUGUCGAGCUGCGGGCGGCACCUGCCCCCCAGGAUGGCUUUAACAGCGUCACCGAUCUGACACAGACCCGGGGCAGCGAGAAGUAUGAGUAUAACAGACAUGCCAUUGUUUAA